Plectropomus leopardus (leopard coralgrouper) is the source of this 1735-nucleotide messenger RNA. RefSeq names its product mesenchyme homeobox 1 (gene meox1). Lineage: Eukaryota; Metazoa; Chordata; Actinopteri; Perciformes; Serranidae. Gene Ontology annotation, molecular function: DNA-binding transcription factor activity, RNA polymerase II-specific; RNA polymerase II cis-regulatory region sequence-specific DNA binding. Gene Ontology annotation, cellular component: nucleus. Gene Ontology annotation, biological process: positive regulation of transcription by RNA polymerase II; somite development. The record is from RefSeq and is a predicted model, not a curated record.
GAGGAGGGGAGUCAUGCAGUUUGCGGAUGCAGCUCUCCCGCCGAGCCACAAGCCAGAAGAGAGGGUGUGUGAGAGCAGGACAGAGGGAGAGUGUGUGAGAGUGUGUGUCAGGACUCAAGAGGACGUCACACAAGCCCAGAGAGAGAGAGGGAAACACGCUGUCACUGGAAGGCGUCUAUCCUCACGCGUUUCGGGGCUGACAGAGUAUUCCUGAAGUGGAUGCAGACGAUGAUUUAGUCAGCUCAAGUGGACGACAGAUUUCAAGUCCUGACUUACUUUCUGAGGGGGGGUUUUCCAACUCCUCUCGACUCAUAAUAAGACAUUAAUCAAGAUUGUGUGAAGUGUUUUCAAUCAUGGAUCAGCCAGCCAGCAGCUGCAUGCGGAGCGCCCACCCCAGCACCCCGAUCUGGGGCUGCAUGAGGAACCCUCACCCAGGAACCAACCUGCAGUCGCCCUACCAGCAGGCCCCGUUCUCCCUCCACCAGAAACCCGACUUCCUGGCCUACACAGACUUCUCCAGCUCCUGCCUGGUGCCGACCGCGCCGCACGCAGCCUUCCCUCGCGACGACAGACUCUACCAAGAGAGCCAGGGGGGUUAUCAGAGGGGCGACUGGCAGUUCAACCCUUGCGAGACGCGGGUUAGGGCGCCAGAGGCCUGCCCGCCUGUCGUCGCCCCCGUAGCAGUAGGCGGAGGGCCCGAGCUGGACAGUGUAGGAGACAGGCUUCCAGGGGCCGUGCCAGGGUGCCUGGAGGGAGAGUACUCGCCACAGAGCGUGGCGUCGGCCGACUCCGACAAGAAGAGCUCCAAUAAGAGGAAGAGAGAUGUCACAGAUAUCCAGGAGUCCAGUUUUAAGGUGGACUCCAGCUGCAAGGCCCGGAAAGAGCGCACAGCUUUCACCAAGGAGCAGCUGAGAGAGCUGGAGGCCGAGUUCACCCACCACAACUACCUGACCAGGCUCCGCCGCUACGAGAUCGCUGUCAACCUGGACCUCACAGAGAGACAGGUGAAAGUUUGGUUUCAGAACAGGAGGAUGAAGUGGAAGAGAGUGAAGGGAGGACAGUCGUCUUCGCCCAACGACCUGGAAAAUGACGACAUUGACUCGGCGGCGUCGCCCAGCUCUGAAUGAAACAAAAAGGAGGCCGGCGAUAUGAAACGAGAGACUUGGGGUCGACUGGACACCGACGCAGCUCAAUGCAACCUUAAUCACUUUGAAAAGCUGCAGGAAUCAAACAAGACUCUUUUUAAUCACCGAGCAUCUCUUUGCUGUUGUAAAUAGUCGAUUUACGUCCACAAUGAACUGCAUCUGAUACCGAUAAAGGGCUCUUGUUGCAUUGGGUGUGUUUAAAUAUUCGAUACUUCUGGUCAUUGUAGAUCAGUGACAAAGUCCAGACAGAAGCUCUGAGGCCAGUGAUGACAUAUCAGACCGUGAUGUGAUUGUGUUUGAGAGCAUCCCCCGUUGGUUCCAGUAUUGUAAUCAUGGCCUUUGACGCUUGACUACAACCACCUGGGAAAACUCAGACUGCACAAGUGUUGCCAAGCCAUAAGUGCCUCCGAAUCAGAUGAUUUUUUUUUCUUUUUGUCAGUUUCUUUUUCCUAGAAUAUAGUUGUUUUUUUUUUUAUCUGUCAAGCAUUUUUGUACUAUUCUUUUUUAUACAUGUUGAAUGUUAUUGAUAAAACACAGAUGUUGCCUGUUUCUGCAAAUAGAAUAAAUCAUCUGCUGCAAAAUGGGAAAAA